Grus americana (Whooping crane) is the source of this 8551-nucleotide messenger RNA. RefSeq names its product eukaryotic translation initiation factor 4 gamma 3 (gene EIF4G3). The record is from RefSeq and is a predicted model, not a curated record. Gene Ontology annotation, cellular component: eukaryotic translation initiation factor 4F complex. Gene Ontology annotation, molecular function: protein binding; mRNA binding; translation initiation factor activity. The transcript has 37 exons. The coding region runs from base 466 to 6024 and encodes 1852 amino acids. NCBI's taxonomy places the organism in Eukaryota, Metazoa, Chordata, Aves, Gruiformes, Gruidae.
CAGCGAGCGGCUCCGGAAAGAGCCGAAGGUUGCCGAGCGCCGGUGGGCCGAGCGGCUCCGGAGCGGCCCGAAGGCGCCCGAGCGUCCGUCCUGCCGGACUGCUGGAGGCGGCCGCAGCGCCAUGUUUGAUGCUCCGCUACUUCAGUGAGGAAAAUCCGCCGGCAUCGCCCGAGAGCCGCCACCGCGAAGGGCUCCGCUGCCCCCGGGGAGGGGGACCGAGACCCCCCGCCGCCGGCGGCUCAUGAGCAGCGCGGCCUGAGCCGUCUCCCCCCCUCCCCUCCCCGCCGGCCCCUCUCCCGUCCCCUCCCCGCGCCGAGCCCUCCGGGAGGCGCGUUGUCACGGAGACCGGCGCCGGUGCCGGCCCGCCGCGCUGCCCCGGCCGCCGCACCGGCCCCCGGCCCGCUCCCCGGCUCCCCCCCGGCCCCGGCCCCGCUCCCCGCCGGGGGGUGGUGGCUCCGCUUGGCGAUGAGUUUACCGCAGAAGGCGGCUUUGAAACCCGGCGCGGCGGCGGCGGCGGGGACCGGCCCCGGGAGCGGGGCGGCGGCGGCAGCGGCGGCGGGGCCGCCUCCCCCCCCGGCUCCCCCUCACCCGGCGGCGGCGCCGGCGCCUCACCCCAACAUCAGGGCCUUGCCGCCCCAGCCGCCCCAGCAAAUCCCCCGAGGACCUGUUCAGCAGCCCCUCGAGGAUCGGAUCUUCACUCCGACCGUCUCCGCUGUGUACAGCACUUUUAUCUCCACACAGGUAACACAAGUAGCAAGACAACCUGGUCCUCCCGCCCCAUCCCCUUACACUGCACAUGAAAUAAAUAAGGGACACCCAAAUCUUGCUGCAACGCCACCGGGACAUGCGUCGUCCCCUGGGCUUUCACAGGCUCCUUACCCCUCAGGACAGAAUGCAGCUCCAACCACGUUGGUGUACCCUCAAGCCCCUCAAACAAUGAACACGCAGCCUCAGACCCGCUCGCCGCCCAGCAGAACAGUGCCAAUACAUUGCACAGACAACUGGAAGAGGAGGAAGGUUUUGGAACAGAGUCCGGUUUACAGGUCCCUGGCUGGAAGAGGCUGGAUAAAAUACUGCAUUUUUGCAGCGGGGCCUCGACCUGCCCAUCACCAGGGAGGAUUCAGACCUAUACAGUUUUUUCAGAGGCCGCAGAUACAGCCUCCGAGAGCUACGAUCCAGAACAGCAGCCCUUCCAUCCGUCCUGGUGCGCAAACGCCGACUGCGGUGUAUCAAACCAACCAACACAUCAUGAUGGUUAAUCAUCUGCCAAUGCCCUACCCAAUGCCUCAGGGCCCCCAGUACUGUAUACCACAGUAUCGUCACAGUGGCCCUCCGUAUGUCGGGCCCCCGCAGCAGUAUCCCGUUCAGCCGCCAGGACCAGGACCCUUUUAUCCAGGACCAGGUCCAGGAGAAUUCCCCAAUGCCUAUGGAACACCUUUCUACCCCAGUCAGCCGGUGUAUCAGUCAGCACCCAUCAUAGUGCCUACGCAGCAGCAGCAGCCUCCACCAGCUAAGAGAGAGAAAAAAACGAUCCGAAUCCGGGAUCCAAACCAGGGAGGCAAAGAUAUAACAGAAGAAAUAAUGUCUGGAGGGGGCAGCAGGAACCCAACGCCUCCCAUCGUGAGACCCACUUCCACACCUACUCCCCCUCAGCAGCCCUCCAGCCAGGUCCCCGAGCACAGCCCUGCGGUCUAUGGGACUGUGGAGAACACCCAUCUCGCCGCCAGCACCCCUGUCACUGCGACUAGCAACCCGAAGCAAGAAGAGAAGCCAAAACCAGAGCCAGUAUUAAAACCACCCUCUCCAGUCCUCAGACCAGAACCUACUGGAGAGAAAAAAGAUCAAGCUGGCCAGACGACCGAGGCCACCUCGGUGGAAACCCCACCAGAACUUCCUCUUGCUCCAUCACCAACCCCGGCUGCUCCCGUCGCAGUUGUUUCUGCUGCUGCUGUUGUCGCCAUUUCUAGUAAAUCCACGUUCGCAGCUGACUCGGAGGAGAAAUGUGAACUGGCUUCCCCAAAAGAGGAGGCAACGCCUAUAUCUAAUGCCGCGACCUGCACGGACACAUCGGACCCUUCACCAGCGGAAGAGGCUGAUGCAGAGUUGUGCAAGGAGCCUAGUAGUGUAGCAUCUAGUGAUAUUCCAGUGACUGCUAGUACUAAUCUAAUUAAUGAAAUGAACGGAGUUAGUGAAAAAGUAACUGCCGCAGAGAGCAUCGUAGAUGUAGCCCAGGCGGAAGUUGCGCCGUUGACUGUUGAGUUGGAGACACCAGAAGCACCUCCAGCAGAAGUGGAAAGCGUGCCAUCUUCCAGUGCUCUUCACGCUGCUCCCUCUCCUCCUCCCACCCCACCUCCCACCCCACCACCUCCUUCUCCUCCAAUUUCCGUUGCUGCUGCUGCUGCUGUUCCCACUACAACUCCUUCUCCACCUCCUCUUCCGUCUCUUAGUACCCUCUCUGUUGUUCAGGGAGAUUUAGAAGGAGAGGAGAGCACGAGAACUAUUCUUAACGAAGAGGUAAAAGAUACUGAAAAGAAGGAAGAGACGGAAGCAGAUGGGCAACUGGAGGAGAGCACAGAGGCUCAGAGUUUAAACUUGAGCAAGAACCCUGUCCCAGCCCAAACAGCUGUAACUGCACCAAAGACGUGGAAGAAACCAAAAGACCGGACCCAAGCCACUGAGGAGGUGACAGAGGCGGAAACAGAGCCUAAAGUAGAAGAGGAACUUUCAGGUGAUCAAGUACUUGAAUCUGAACAGGAGAAAAUGAGCCAUGGGUUUCAACUGGAGAGAGACCCCUCUGAGCUUAAAAAAGCAAAACCUGUGGAAGAAAACGGAGAGCAGGAGGCAGAACCUGUCCGGAAUGGCGCCGAGAGCGUUUCAGAGGGGGAAGGCACCGAUGCAAACUCAGGCUUCACAGAGAGCUCCAGCGAAGGGCCAGUGUACCAGUAUAAACCAGAGCAGUGGAAGCCCCUGGACCCCGAGGGGAAGAAGCAGUACGACCGGGAGUUCUUACUGGAUUUCCAGUUCAUGCCUGUCUGUAUCCAAAAGCCGGAGGGGCUGCCUCCCAUAAGCGAUGUGGUUCUCGACAAGGUGAGAGGAGAGCCGAUAAAACAGGUCAAUCAGCCGAAAUUGCCACUGAGAACUCUGGACCCUCGGAUACUGCCUCGAGGACCAGACUUCACGCCAGCCUUUGCUGAUUUUGGGAGGCAAACCUCUGGGGGAAGAAACGUUUCUGGAAGUGCCUGCAAAGUGCAGAGCAACCCUGGAUUGCCCUCCCUGGCUCGGUGCGGUUCCCCAGCAUGCCCUCUCUUGGUCUCGCCUCACCCACCAUUGAGGAACCUGCCGAUAGGGUUGUUGAAUGUUGGACCGAGGAGAUCUCAGCCAGGCCAGAGGAGAGAGCCCAGGAAGAUCAUCACUGUGUGUGUGAAGGAGGAUGUCCACCUGAAGAAGGCAGAGAACGCCUGGAAGCCGAGCCUGAAGAGAGAAAACCAAACUGAGGACCCAGAAAAUGUCAAAACCCAGGAGCUGUUCCGCAAGGUACGAAGCAUCUUGAACAAGCUGACGCCCCAGAUGUUCAAUCAGCUCAUGAAGCAAGUGACAGACCUGACGGUAGAUACAGAAGAGAGGCUGAAGGGAGUCAUUGACCUGGUCUUCGAGAAGGCUAUCGAUGAACCGAGCUUCUCGGUGGCAUAUGCCAACAUGUGCAGGUGUCUUGUAACGCUGAAAGUGCCCAUGGCAGACAAACCUGGGAGCACAGUAAAUUUCCGCAAGUUGCUAUUAAAUCGCUGCCAGAAGGAAUUUGAAAAGGACAAGGCUGACGAUGACGUCUUUGAAAAGAAGCAGAAAGAACUUGAAGCUGCUACCACUCCAGAGGAGAAGACGCGGCUCCACGACGAGCUGGAAGAGGCCAAGGACAAAGCCCGAAGGAGAUCCAUUGGCAAUAUAAAGUUCAUUGGCGAGCUUUUCAAACUAAAAAUGCUGACGGAGGCUAUCAUGCAUGACUGCGUGGUAAAGCUGCUGAAAAACCAUGACGAGGAGUCCCUCGAGUGCCUUUGCCGCCUGCUAACGACCAUUGGCAAGGACCUGGACUUUGAGAAAGCAAAGCCUCGCAUGGACCAGUAUUUUAAUCAGAUGGAGAAGAUUGUGAAAGAGAGGAAAACAUCUUCAAGGAUUCGGUUCAUGCUUCAGGAUGUAAUAGACCUCAGACUGUGCAACUGGGUGUCACGGAGGGCGGACCAGGGCCCGAAGACCAUCGAGCAGAUUCAUAAAGAAGCCAAGAUUGAAGAGCAAGAAGAACAGAGGAAAGUUCAACAACUCAUGACCAAAGAGAAGAGGAGACCGGGUGUCCAGCGGGUCGAUGAAGGCGGUUGGAACACUGUGCAGGGGGCAAAGAACAGCAGAGUGCUGGACCCCACCAAGUUCCUUAAAAUCACCAAGCCCACAAUAGAUGAGAAGAUUCAGCUUGUGCCUAAAGCCCAGUUGGGCAGCUGGGGAAAGGGCAGCAGCGGUGGAGCAAAGGCAAGCGAGAUGGACUCCUUACGACCAAGUGCCACUAGUUUGAACAGAUUUUCUGCACUGCAGCCUCCAGUCUCAUCUGUAUCUGCCUCAUCCACAUCCUCAGAAUUAGAUUCUCGCAGGGCCUUAACUAGUCGCGGGAGCAUGGGCAGGGAGAAGAACGACAAACCUCUCCCACCUUCCCUCUCCCGUCCCAACACCUUCCUACGGGGCAGCAGCAGUAAAGAGCUGCUGCUCGACAAUCAGGCACAAGAGGAGCAACGGAGAGAGAUGCUGGAGACGGUGAAGCAGUUAACAGGCGGCAUGGAGAUGGACAGAAACAGCACAGAGGCAGAGAGGAACAAAGCCAAGGAAUCUGCCAAGCCGGAAGCUCCCCCAGCUCCAGCGCAAGAAAAGCCUUCGCUAUCAGAAGAGGAAAUAGAGAGAAAAUGCAAAUCUAUCAUUGAUGAGUUCUUGCACAUUAACGAUUUUAAGGAAGCAAUGCAGUGCGUGGAGGAGCUGAGCGCCCAGAACCUGCUGCCUGUUUUCGUGCGAGUGGGAGUGGAGUCGACGCUCGAGAGGAGUCACAUCACCAGGGAUCACAUGGGCCAGUUAUUACAUCAGUUGGUGCAGUCGGGAAAGCUGAGCAAGCAGGAUUUCUUCAAGGGUUUUUCAGAUACCUUGGAGAUGGCGGACGAUAUGGCCAUAGAUAUACCCCAUAUUUGGUUGUACCUAGCUGAGUUGGUGACCCCCAUGUUAAAAGAAGGAGGAAUCUCUAUGAGAGAACUUAUACAAGAAUUUAGCAAACCUUUACUUCCUGUGGGAAGAGCCGGCGUCUUGCUUGCUGAAAUCUUGCACCUUCUAUGCAAACAAAUGAGCCAUAAGAAAGUGGGAGCCUUAUGGAGGGAGACUGGCCUCAGUUGGAAGGACUACUUACCCGAAGGGGAGGAUGUACAUACCUUUCUCAUGGAACAAAAGUUGGACUUCACGGAGUCCGACUGUUCCAGUUCCUCAGAAGCACUUUCAGAGAAAGAACUCUCUGCGGAAGAGCUGAACAAGCAGCUAGAAAAACUCAUUGUUGAGGACAAGGCGAAUGAUGAACAAAUCUUUGACUGGGUAGAGGCUAAUCUAGAUGAAAGCCAGAUGAGUUCACCUACAUUCCUUAGAGCUUUAAUGACAGCAGUUUGUAAAGCAGCUAUUAUAGCGGACUCUUCUAGCUUCCGUGUGGACACUGCUGUUAUCAAACAGAGAGUGCCGAUCUUACUCAAGUACCUAGACUCAGACACAGAGAAGGAACUACAAGCACUUUAUGCACUACAAGCAUCAAUAGUAAAACUUGAUCAGCCUCCUAAUUUGUUGCGGAUGUUUUUUGAUUGCCUGUAUGAUGAGGAGGUAAUAUCAGAGGAUGCCUUCUACAAGUGGGAAAGCAGCAAGGACCCGGCGGAGCAGAACGGGAAGGGAGUAGCGCUAAAAUCUGUCACAGCGUUCUUCACGUGGCUACGGGAGGCCGAAGAGGAGUCGGAGGAUAAUUAAAACUUAAAAUACAGAGAAAGAAAAAACAAAAACAAAAACAAUUUAAGUAUUUUUUUAAAAAGUUUCACGUCUUCGCCAAUCACAGUGCAGCAAGGCCAAUUCUCGCGCAGACCCCCCCCUUCCCCCACACAUGCACGAGUGGGAGAGGUAAACCUAGAUAAACACAAAGGUGAUCAUGGAGGAAAAAAGGUACUUGGAAAAAAAAAAGUAAACUUCAUACCUGAGGGCGGGAGCACUAAACCAAAAUACAUGUAUUAUUUAUAGAAAAUAUUUUCUGUUUUAAUCUUUUUUUUUUCUGUUCUUUUUAAACAAGGACUCACAGAAACACAAAGCGAAACAAAUCUGUUUAGCGCAAAAAAAAAAAGUUGAAAACUUUUAAUUUAUUAUUUUAAGGACUGCAAAUGCCAGUGUAAUUUUUAAAUUUGCAGUUUCUGUAAACAAAUUGUAUAAUAGAACAAAAGCAGAGAAAUAAAUUUCCCUCCCCUUCAUAUGCACCUCAGUUUUGUUUCAAAGCAUGAUAAAUAGACAAAACUUUCAAGGGGGUUGGGGUAAGCUAGAUGAGGAAGAGUUCAAUUUUUUUUUUUUUUAAUUGUCAUCAGAAUUUUUCUGCCUGCCUCUCAGCUUGCUUCAGAAAUUUAUAAAGAAAAUAGUAAUCAAAACGUACAUAACCUUGGAACGGAAGGAAAUGCAUUUGAGAAAACCGCUGCGGACCAGAGUGCUCCGAAAAUAACUCAUUCAAAACAGUGCUACCCUGGGGAAAAAAGUACUAGUGAUACUUUCAGAACCUUUAGAGCAACUUUAAGGCUUGUAAAUACAUAGAACAAAUAUUUAAAAAAAGAAAAAAAGAAAUUGACUCAAUACUAUUUCUUUUCACUUUCAAAAUAUAAAGAACAAAAUAAAGACAAACAUUGCAAGUUUAAAAGAAAGUAAAACGACUUCUCCUUUGACAGCUGCUGAAUGUGUGCACCAUCUCUGAGCGGUGCUGGCUUCCUUUUCAUUGUGUAGAUUCUCGGUUCCAAAUUGUGUACAUAUAGUGUGUGUAUGUAUGUGUGUCUACCAAAAAAGAGGGGUGAGAGCAAUUGUUGUUUUAAGAAAAAAAAAAAAGGGGGGGGGGGUUGCUGCUUGGGAGACCUUUUCUGUAGAGAGAACUUAAUGGCCGAUGAGCAGCUGGCUGGGUUGCUGUACCGUGUAGGUGCGUUUGGUUCCCAGCACGUUGUUGGGAGACUACCUCGGGAGCGGUCAGUGCCCGAUCCCAGCUCAGUUUUUCUGGCCGCAGUGUCUCUCGUGUGACUUGGAUCAGUGGCGUCAUCCUGGGGACUUGGGACCCUGGUAGCUGCAGAGGUUGCAGCUGCUCGAGCAGAGAACCAACAGCCCUUCGCUGUGGCUUGCGCGUCCGUUGCUGUCGCCGCCGCCCUUCGCAUCUGCUGGUCGCCUUGCUGUGCCUAAGGAACCCAAAGACCCAUAACAGGUGAAAACAAGCGCCCUAUGCCAGUCAAGAGGUGGAACAAGCGCUGCAGUGCUCUUCCUGGCUCUGCCCACCCCAUGACGGUGUCUGAAGUCUGCAGCCCGGGUACAGAUUAACAGCGGUCACUUCACAGUGCGGUGGGAGCGCGUGGACCUCAGGCGCGCCCCGAUGCCACGCAGUCCUCCAAACUGAGCUGCUGCUGAGUACAUUAAGUCUCUUGUGUGUCUCUCUCCGACAACCAAAGAUGACCUGCUAGCUCUCACUGUGAAGAAGCAUCUACCAUAAUACAGUCUGCAAAGUUUGUGAAGCCCGAAAAUGUAGUUUGUGAACUGUGGUCCGUGGACCGCGAUUAACCUGUGGAGCAUUUGCUGGUGGUCUGUGCAGCACUAGCUGCUCACAUGAUGCUGUCUUUUUCUUUCCAGCUGCUAAAUCACUUCUUAAAAAAAAAAAAAAAAAAAAAAGCCAAAAACAGGGGGAAAAAAAAAAGGCUACGAAUACAUUAAAUACUUUCCUAAUCUUACUUUUACAUGUAAACAAUUGCUGUACUUGCAUAAGGAUGUUAUUUGAUCACCAGAGGGAAGGGAGGAGGGUGCCUGGUUGUGGCUGGAGGGGAGAUGUCUGUGAGACGCUUUCCCUGUUAACAUGUGUUCCAUGCCAUGAAUCUGAGCUAGAGAAUCCGUGGCCUAAAACACUAGAGCAUUGUUUGGGGUUGGUUUUUUUUUUUUUUAGUAACAAUAAAACACUUUUCUCUGAUGUUUUGUUAAAAAAAAAAAAAGGAAAAAAUAUUCUCACCCUUAAUAUAUGCAUAUGUAUGUAUCUGUGUGUAUGACAUCCAGCAACUCUUCAUCCUCAGCUGCUUCCCCUCCCGGCCUUGCAGUUGGGCCCAGCAGUUUGGCCACAGGUGCUGCUGUCAAGAUCUCUGAAAGGCUCGUCCGCAUGGAAACCCCCACGCAGCAGGUCUCCAGGUGUCUGUUAAAUCUCUGCAGAAGGUCCUGUGGGGGCAAAGUCAUUUUUGAGCCAGAACAUGAGUGGGUACGUUGAUGGUUUGUAGCAGCUAAAUAG